AUGACUGGCAAUAUCAUUUUCUAUGGGAGAAUCGUACACAGCAAAUCGCUCAAAUGUCUCCAAAUCUUUACCAAAGCAGCAUUAGGCAUCAACCACCAUGGUGAAAUCGAGUUCCUCGACGAAAAUGUGGCAUCGGGUGAAGAGGCUGCGCUGAAAUAUACCGGGUUUGGAGAUGCGAAAAUAAUGACGCUUAAGCCACUUCAAUUUCUGUUCCCGGGGUUUAUUGACACGCAUAUGCAUGCACCUCAAUGGCCUAACUUCGGGAUCGGGAUGGAAGGUGAUAACCUGUAUUGGCGAGAAAACUUUACCGAUCCGCUCGAAGUUACCUUUAAAGACACAGACAAGGCGCGGCGAGUGUACAGCCAGGUGGUCCAGAAGGAGCUAGAAAACGGAUCGACAACGGUGGCUUACAACACGACGAUCCACCACGAGGCCACAACGGUUCUGGCGGACUUGUGUCUCCAGUACGGACAGCGCGCCAUCAUUGGCAAAAUCUGCAUGCUGGUCAAUGCCACCCACGGUAAUUCUGAGGCCUCGGUUGAACAAUCUCUUGAGGACGCGAGCAAGACAAUUGCCUAUAUUGAGACAGUUGAUCCCGACGCCCGGCUGCUAUCACCCUGUGUCGAACCCAGAGGUGGAUCUUUUGUGCCCGGAGCCCUGAUGAAGGGGCUAGGGGACCUGUGUUCUCGUCGCAAGGAUGGGCGUCUGUAUCAUGUCCAAACCCACAUGGCCGAGACCACGCAGGAUGUCGCUCGCAUGAGAAAGCUACAUCCGGACUUUCACCAGUACUCGGACAUGUACCAUCACUACGGUCUGCUGCACCAGAAAACCAUUCUCGCGCACUGCGUGCACCUAUCCGAUCACGACAUCGACAUGAUUGCCCAGAAUAACGCCGGGGUGUCCCAUAACCCAAAUUCCAACACAUGCUUGACGGCGGGAGAAUGCAGGGUGAGACAAUUGCUGAACUCUGGGGUGAAAGUCGGUCUGGGGACGGACUGCUCGGCCGGAUAUUCUCCAUCCAUUCUGAAUGCGAUGCGCGAAGCAAGCAAUGUAUCCAGGCACCUCGUUAUCCGCACCGGCGACCCUUCAUGGCGGCUGUCGAUCGAGGAGAUUAUUUUCCUAGGCACUCUGGGUGGCGCCCAGGUUUGUGGCAUGGAGGACAAGAUUGGCAACUUUGAGCCGGGCAAGUGUUUUGAUGCAUUGCUAAUCGACGUUGGCUUGAAAGAUAAUAUCAACUCCGAUGGUUGGGAGCAUGAUGAUCUUGCAUUGGUGAAGAAAUGGGUGUUCCUGGGCGAUGACCGGUCGAUUCGGCUGGUGUGGGUGAAUGGCCAGCUGGUGGCUGGAAAAGACAAAUGUUGA
Penicillium lagena is the source of this 1359-nucleotide messenger RNA. Its product is annotated as guanine deaminase. Bases 1 to 1359 code for a protein of 452 amino acids. Gene Ontology annotation, molecular function: zinc ion binding; guanine deaminase activity. NCBI's taxonomy places the organism in Eukaryota, Fungi, Ascomycota, Eurotiomycetes, Eurotiales, Aspergillaceae. Gene Ontology annotation, cellular component: cytosol. The record is from RefSeq and is a predicted model, not a curated record. The transcript has a single exon. Gene Ontology annotation, biological process: guanine metabolic process.